Molecule: messenger RNA, 402 nt
Organism: Penicillium cataractarum
Lineage: Eukaryota; Fungi; Ascomycota; Eurotiomycetes; Eurotiales; Aspergillaceae
Exons: 2
Coding region: 1-402 (133 amino acids)
Source: RefSeq, a predicted model, not a curated record
AUGCCAGAGCAACUCCCUUCCCGACCUGCAAAUGGUCAAGACGUCAACCCGCCCAGCGAUGUCGAAGCCCCCGAUGCUUCCUACCAGCUCCGUGACACCAACCUCGCUGCCUACGAGGAGAUGAUCCAGCGUCUUCGAGAGCUCCGGGACCAAUACGAGGUGUCGGAAAAGCUCCUCGGGAUGCUUCGAAAGGCGCAGUUCCAGCGAGAGCAAACCCUGAAACAAAUCGACAAGGGGAUCACCACGAUGGAGAGAUUCUCAAAGGAGAUUGAAAGGAUGGUCAAGGAGGAGAUCGAGCGUCGCUCGAACGCGCAUGAAGGACUCCGAGAAUGGAUUGAGGCGAUCGACAGAAUCCAGGGAAAGAAGGAUUCCGACGAGUCCUCGGCAGAGGCUGAGGAGUAG